AUGACAGGCUCUGAGCCUGAAGAUACCUCAGUCACUCGAGUCUAUGUCUCGGGUCUCCCACCGUCAAUGACCAGGGAGCAACUGUGGUCGCAUUUUGCAGGAAAGUAUUCGGUCACUGAUGCUCAUGUUAUCCCAGACCGCCGUAUAGGCUUUGUGGGAUUCUCGAGUCACGAACAGGCUAAGAGCGCAGUCCAGUACUUCAACAGAUCCUUCGUUCGCAUGUCAAAGAUCUCCGUAACCCUAGCAAAACCUGUACAGGUCAAGCGCAAUGAAAAAGGCCAGGCCGUUCCUGUCUCCGAGCGUGCUUCGAGAAAAAGAAAGCGUGACCCCCGAGAUAAUGGCGAAGAACGUCAGCGACUUUCUGUGGCCCAGCCUCGAAAACCUGCCCGGGAUGUUGCACCACCCACAGAAACUAUCACGGAAGUGGUUUCUGAAGAGAAGGACAGUCCCUCAUCUGAGGCUACUGCAGAACAGGAGAAAGAAGAAGCCAUCGUGGAAGAUAAAUCUAGAUCUGACGCCGAUUGGCUCCGUGGUAAAACUAGCAGGACAUUGGGUUUGCUUGCAGACGCUGAAGACGUGAAUGAGCCGCCGGAGCCUCCUGGUAAUAGUGGUGUCGGACCCAAUGCAGCGGAACCAGUGGAAGAUAUUGAGGCCACCCAGGAUACGGCGGAGGCAGGGAAUACUGAAUACUCAGACCACCGGCAACAACCAUCGGUUCCCAAUGCUCGCCUGUUCAUCCGAAAUCUUCCUUUCGAUACCCGCGAAGAUGAUCUUCAGAAAGUCUUCGCGCCAUAUGGCCGAAUUUCAGAAAUCCAUUUAGUGACCGACACCAGAAAAUCUACCGGCAAGGGUCUUGGUUACGUCCAAUUUGUGGAGCCGGAGCAUGCUGAGAAGGCUCUCCUAGAACUCGACGGAAAGGACUUUAGAGGCAGACUUUUGCACAUUCUACCGUCUUCGGACAAGAAAAUCCAGAAGCUCAGUGAAUUUGAAAUUUCGAAACUGCCUCUCAAACAGCAAAGAGCACUCAAACAGAAGAACGAGGCCUCCAGUUCGACUUUCAGCUGGAACUCGCUCUAUAUGAAUCCAGAUGCAGUCCUGGCAUCGGUGGCUGACCGCCUGAAAGUCUCCAAAGCCGACUUACUUGAUCCUGCUUCAACUGACGCAGCCGUGAAGCAAGCCCAUGCAGAGACAAGUGUUAUCAAGGAAACCAAGGACUACUUGAAGUCCAAUGGACUGAAUCUGGACGCCUUCAAAAAUAAAGCUCGUGACGGGAAAACCCUUCUCCUGAAGAACUUUUCUUUCGGCACCACUGCAGAAGAGCUCUCACAAAUGCUUGGUCAGUACGGUACAAUAGAGUCCCUGCUCUUUCCCCCGACUGGCACGAUGGCUGUCGUCCGGUAUCAGGAAAUCAGCCAAGCUGCUUUAGCACUUAAGCAAUUGGCAUACCGUAAUUUGAGGGGCUCUAUCUUGUUUCUUGAAAAAGCACCAGUGGGUCUCUGGGAUGGUUCCGAGCCCAAACCCAGCGCCGACUCACCCAAUCUUGCUGGAGACGACACGAAUAAUGGUGCUCCGGCUACCACAUUCACGGUAUUUGUGCGCAAUUUGAAUUUCUCAACUACGAGCGUCAGAUUGGCUGAAGCAUUCAAACCACUUUCGGGCUUCCUCUCUGCGAGGGUGAAAACAAGGACUGAUCCUAGCCGGCCAGGCGAGGUCCUCAGUAUGGGCUUCGGCUUUGUCGAAUUCCGCACCAAGGUCCAAGCGGAAGCUGCAAUCGCCACAAUGAACGGCAGACGACUGGACGGAUAUGAACUCCUGGUGCAGACGUCGCAAAAGUCAACUGAUCUGGGAGAGGAGAGACGGAAAGAGGAUACGGCGAAGAAGCUUGACUCCAACAGGACAAAGAUCGUCAUCAAAAAUCUCCCUUUCGAAGCCACCAAGAAGGAUGUUCGUGCACUGUUUGGUGCAUACGGUCAGCUGCGCACGGUCCGAAUGCCUAAAAAAUUCGACAAUACAGCCCGAGGUUUUGCCUUUGCUGAAUUUCUCACGGCUCGAGAGGCGGAAAGCGCCAUCGAGGCUCUGUCUAAUACCCAUUUGCUCGGCCGGAGGCUUGUUCUGGACUUUGCAGAAGGGGAAAUAAUUGACCCAGAAGCCGAGAUCCAAGCAAUGGAGAAGAAGAUCCAGGGCCAUCAGGAUACUUUGACUCACCACAGGAUGACAGGUUCGGCCCGGAAGAAGUUCAACGUUGGUGCAAGAGAAGAUUUCGAUCCUCUUUGA
Fonsecaea erecta is the source of this 2274-nucleotide messenger RNA. RefSeq lists its product as hypothetical. NCBI's taxonomy places the organism in Eukaryota, Fungi, Ascomycota, Eurotiomycetes, Chaetothyriales, Herpotrichiellaceae. The record is from RefSeq and is a predicted model, not a curated record. Gene Ontology annotation, molecular function: RNA binding. The coding region runs from base 1 to 2274 and encodes 757 amino acids. The transcript has 2 exons.